This is a messenger RNA of Bipolaris zeicola 26-R-13, 1383 nucleotides long. RefSeq lists its product as uncharacterized. Gene Ontology annotation, molecular function: ATP binding; 6-phosphofructo-2-kinase activity; fructose-2,6-bisphosphate 2-phosphatase activity. The transcript is spliced from 3 exons. Lineage: Eukaryota; Fungi; Ascomycota; Dothideomycetes; Pleosporales; Pleosporaceae. Gene Ontology annotation, biological process: fructose 2,6-bisphosphate metabolic process; fructose metabolic process. The record is from RefSeq and is a predicted model, not a curated record. The coding region runs from base 1 to 1383 and encodes 460 amino acids. Gene Ontology annotation, cellular component: cytosol.
AUGACGGACACCAAUGGAAUAUAUGCGCCAAAUAUGCGCGCUGUGCCUGCCGGCGAUUUCGUACGGCCAAGCAGAAAGACUAACGGUGCCGGUAUACAGGCUGAAGACACUCGGAUAUGCGUCGUCAUGGUCGGCUUGCCCGCGCGAGGCAAGAGCUUGAUUGCACAGAAAGUUGUCCGCUACCUACAUUGGCUAUCAAUUAAAUCCAAGACGUUCAAUGUUGGGCAGUAUCGUCGCACUGCAACCCCUAACCCCUCGGCCGAAUUUUUCGACACAUCGAACCCAGAAGGAGAGCGCCUCCGAAAGGCAGCCGCCGAAGCAGCUGUCAAUGACAUGUGCAAGUGGUUUUCCGAGGGCAAGGGAUUGGUCGCGAUUCUCGAUGCGACAAACUCUACAAAGAGCCGACGAAGAUGGAUACAGGAACGAUGCACUGCGGACAAUAUCGAGACGCUCUUUGUCGAGUCCAAAUGCGACGAUGAGGAACUCAUUAUGAGCAACAUCUUGGAAGUGAAGACAACCUCUCCAGAUUACGUUGGCCAGGACCCUGAGGCUGCCGCAGCCGAUUUUCGCAACCGCAUUCGAAACUACGAAAAAGUCUAUCAGACAAUUGAUGAGGAUGAGCGUGACCUCACAUAUGUCAAGCUCAUCAAUGUUGGAGCACAAGUCAUUAUCAACCAGAUCCAGGACUACCUCCAGAGUAGAGUUGUGUACUACUUGAUGAACCUGCACAUCAAACCACGAUCUAUUUGGUUAUCGCGACACGGCGAGUCGGAAUACAACCUCACAGGGCAGAUUGGAGGAGACGCGAACCUCUCAGCCCGUGGCGACGCUUACGCGCAUGCGCUCCCAGGUCUCGUCGCAAAGUCGGUUGGCGAUGGCCGCAAGCUCACAGUAUGGACAUCGACCCUAAAGCGAACAAUCCAGACGGCACGCUUCUUGCCUUUUGAAAAGUUAGAGUGGAAGGCGCUUGACGAACUCGACUCUGGUGUCUGCGAUGGACUUACGUACGCGCAAAUCGAGCAAAAAUACCCGGAAGACUUCAAACAACGUGACGAGGACAAAUACAACUACCGCUAUCUUGGUGGAGAAUCAUACCGCGAUGUGGUUAUUCGGCUCGAACCCAUUAUUAUGGAGCUGGAGCGCAGCGAGAACAUUUUGAUUGUUACACAUCAAGCCAUUUUGCGAUGCAUUUAUGCCUACUUCAUGAAUGUACCGCAGGAACAGAGCCCCUGGAUGGAAGUGCCUCUGCACACGUUGAUAAAAUUGACACCAAAGGCGUACUCGACACAGGAGGAAAGGUUGAAAGCCGACAUUCCGGCCGUCAGUACCUGGCGAGGAAAGGGUACCAAGGCCGAGCAUCAGCCGGCGAAUGGUAGCACUUAG